CUACAACAAUGGACGGAGAGUAGAGCUACCCAACUGGGACGAUACUGGAGAUAUCCCAGUAGAGACACUCGCACAAUUCGAGAAGGACGUGAAGCGGACCGACACCGGGUUCCUGGCGAUAGCAACAGAGGUGGAGAAUGACGGAGAGAAAGCCUCGGAAACUCCAGAAAAAAUCAAGGAAUUUCUGAAGGAGUUCCAAGACAUUCUUCCUGACGAUCUUCCGAACGAGCUACCGCCAUACCAAACGCAUCAACACGAGAUCGUGGAGGAACCGGGUUCGAAGCCGACCUUCCGAGCACCAUACCGGCUCAGCCCUACGGAGCUGACGGACAUGAAAAAACAGAUCGAGUAUCUCCUAGCCAAAGGACUCAUCCGGCCAUCCACUUCGCCAUACGGUGCCCCAGUACUCUUCAUCCAGAAACCGGACGAAAGCCUGCGCAUGUGCAUCGACUACCGAGCUCUUAACAAGCAGACCAUCAAGAAUAAAUAUCCGAUACCGCGAAUCGAUGACCUGCUUGACCAGCUUCGGGGAGCUACGGUAUUUUCCAAACUGGAUCUGCGGUCCGGAUACUGGCAGAUACGGAUGGCGGACAACUCUAUCCACAAAACUGCUUUUCGAACUCGGUACGGAUCGUACGAAUAUUUGGUAAUGCCGUUCGGACUCACCAACGCGCCGGCAACGUUCCAAGCCGAAAUGAACCACAUUCUACGACCACUUUUGGACGAAUGCGUGGUGGUGUACCUGGACGACAUACUCAUCUAGUCGCGCGACAUGAAGCAACACGUUGAACACCUGCGACGCGUCUUCAAAAUUCUUCGACGGGAAUGAUUCUACGUCAAACUGUCCAAGAGCGAAUUCGCCCUUGAAAAGGUCCAGUUCCUAGGGCACAUGGUGAGCGCUCAAGGAGUUCACGUCGACCCCAAGAAAAUCGAGGCCGUACGCACGUGGAAGACACCCGAGAACGUGAAGGAGUUGCAGCAGUUCCUACGCUUCGCUAAUUACUACAACAGGUUCGUGCCACAAUAUGCGAAAAUCGCAGCACCACUCACGAAUCUGCUGAAGAAGAACACGCCCUAUAAAUGGGAACCAAAGCAUCAGGAAGCCGUGGAGCAGAUGAAACAAGCACUCACGUCCGCACCGGUACUCAUCUUGCCAGAUCCCGAACGCGACUACGUAAUCGAAGCUGACGCCAGCGACCACGCAGUGGGGGCAGUCUUAAUUCAAGACUAGGGGAAUGGACUGCAACCAAUCGCCUACCUCAGCAAGAAACUACACGGAGCAGAACAAAACUACCCGAUACACGACAAAGAGGCCCUUGCCAUCGUCAUCGCCUUUAAAGCGUGGAGAUGUUAUCUCGAAGGACGACGAACAACCGUCUACACCGACCACUGCAGCCUGAAAUACUUGAAGACACAACCCAAUCUUUCCAGGCAGCAGGUCCGGUGGAUCGACUUCCUCGAGACACACUUCCACUACGACAUCGUGUACAAGCCCGGCCACAAAAACAAAGCAGACGCUCUUAGCCGGCCUGCACACGUUGCCGCCAUUCAGAUUGAAGGGAUGAAUCCACUACUCAAGGGACUCUUCACACACGGGUACGCCAUCGACCCCGAAAUUCCCUUGGCAGAAAAGCGACACCUGCUACAAUGGGACAGCGACAUCGCGUACCGGAAAGGAUAAAAAAAAAUCUGGGUACCAAAUUACCCUCCUUUGCGCCAGUUACUACUCGAAGAAUACCAUGACGUCCUGUACGCCGGACACUUCGGUAGCAACAAGACGCUCACCGGUAUCGCCAAACUCUACUACUAGCCCCACAUGGCAGACGACGUCCAGAAAUUCGUCACCUCGUGUGAUACAUGUCAGCGGAUGAAGAGCAGAAAGCAGAAAAAGGCGGGACUACUGCAGCCUCUUCCUGUUCCAGAACAGCCAUGGCAAGUGGUUAGCCUAGACUUCAUCACCGGGUUACCACCUACCACCAGCAGUCAUGACGCAAUCCUUGUCGUCAUUGACAAGUUCUCCAAAAUGGGACACUUCAUCCCGACACACACGACGGCACGCACCGAGGAGACAGCACAGCUCUUCGUUCGUCAUAUCAUCUCACAGCAUGGCAUUCCAACCACACUCAUUUCCGACCGAGACCCCAAGUUCACCAGCAAGUUCUGGAAGGAACUUAUGUCUCUUCUCGGGACCAAACUCGCCAUGUC
Messenger RNA from Closterium sp. NIES-67, 2205 nucleotides. NCBI's taxonomy places the organism in Eukaryota, Viridiplantae, Streptophyta, Zygnematophyceae, Desmidiales, Closteriaceae. The record is from the annotation of a GenBank genome assembly.